UACAUUUUCAUUGGAGUAAAUUUUAAACUUUAAAAUAAAUGGAGGCCCUGGCAAAAUAUCGAUAUAGCUUGGUAGCUGGGUCCUGUGCCGCUGGGGGAAGCUUUUUUGGUAAACUUCCCAGCCACCUCAGCGCACAGAAAUUACUGGGCACUUCAGAUCCUUCAGAUUCUUCUUAUUUGGAAAUUGCUUUACUGCGCGUUCUUCCAUUGGUGCUAAUGAUAAUCUGCAAUGUUAGCAACUUACGUUGCUUCUUAAAAGCUCUGCAAAUGACUGAACAAACUAUCACCUGCGUUGUUUUAACUGCCGCCUCUAAUUAUGUCUUGUCGUUUAUUUUAGGAGCACUGGUUUAUCGGGAACCACUGACAGCAUUAUCUGGCAUUGGCAUAACACUAAUUCUAGCCGGUCUUUGGUUCCUUUGUGACGGAGGGGCUGUCGAGUCCUUGAAAAAGGAUAUAGAAAAGGAGAAAUAGUUAAAAAUAUCCAUUUUUAUAUCUAAUGUUUAGAUC
Drosophila takahashii is the source of this 506-nucleotide messenger RNA. RefSeq lists its product as uncharacterized. Lineage: Eukaryota; Metazoa; Arthropoda; Insecta; Diptera; Drosophilidae. The record is from RefSeq and is a predicted model, not a curated record.